AAACACAAAUACACUACUCCGAGGAGCCAUCUGAUCAAUUGAAAUUUAUAUGCGUAUCAGCUUUCUCGAUCAUUCUCGGCCCAUUACUAAUCCCUCAAGACGCUCUCCUAAAGACGUCGUCGGAUUGUAACGAGGGUCUCGCCUUUACGAUCUUCAACCCACCGCCAGUUGAUAGGCACCUGCACCUGCACCUGGACCGGCACCGCACCCCCACCAAACGGCACAUCCCCAUCAUACUCCACUAUUGUCCCUCGUUCUCUCCCCUAUCGCGGGGAGCCACUCACCACAACUACAACAUCAUUCAACAUCAACACCAACACCAAGAUCAGCACAUCUCCGCCAUCACAAACAUGGUCUCCUCAACACAACUACCACCCCCAGGUCAGCAGUCGUAACUCUCCUUCACCGCUUUCCCUUCUCCCCAUCUAUAUCCUCGUUUGAUGCAUGGCACAAGGUUGCAAUGCAGACUAUCCUGAUAACAUGUCCGUGUUGAUGGGGGUCAUCUGCUCGCUUGACUGAUGCGUUGGCAGUUGUUGCAAUCGGCCUUCCUUCCGCCUCUCCCGCUGCUAAGCAGCCGCCAAAGAGCAGGGUUUGUCGUUAUUUCCGCAAGACAGGUAUUUGUUUUUUUUAUUUUCCACUUAAUAUUUCUAUUCGUUGGGGAUAGCCUCCUAUGCAAACCCACUGGCCUGCAGACGGGCGUGUUGUGCAGCAUGCUUUGUCAAUCCCGUGAUUUAGCUCGAGCCAAGCAUAAGAGCGGUGCACAAUCGUGGAAAUGACUGUUGGCAUGGCUUUUGUCAUGAGGAGGCGGUGAUACACAAUUGCUCAACCCAAAGUUACACUGGGCGGAAACACAAGAGACCUUGGGGCUGGCAGAGGUCAUACAAAUUAUCAUCGCUGAUACAGUUUUAGGAACAUGUCGAGCGGGCGACAACUGUUCAUAUCUACAUAGUAAUGAGAAGUUUCAAUCCCAAGUAGGACAUGGAGAGAGCUCGGAUUUAGUCCAAGAUAGACGUCAAGCAGUGACUCAGCCCAUUGCUUCACGUAUUGUACCAAAGCCUGUUUCACAAGUCCAACCCCAAGAUCCCCGCGAAUACCAACUUGGACAAUUGCGAAGACGUUUCUCGCCCAAGGAACUCAAGCAGCCAGAUGGCACCACGAUACUGAAAUUCACCCUGACACCUUCUGAUCCAGAUUUCCCUUUUGAGAUGUCAGCAUUGGAAUGCAGUUUAUACGUUCCACCGGGAUACCCGAGAGAUAUCGUAUCCUUGAAGGUUGGCAAUAAAGAAAUACCGAGAGGUUUUGCUUUGAAUAUCGAAUUCGGCUUCAGUAAUCUGAUUGAUCAUCCGCCUAACAAAACACUUUUAGAGUUGGUAAAAGCACUUGACAAAAACCUGGAAUCAUUUCUAUCGGCGCCCAAGGCAGAUACGGUGAAACUUGUGCCCAAUAAAGAUAGGCGGCAUCUUUUGACAACACCCGCGCGUUCGGUUGAGCCAGCCACUGCAUCAAGCAAGGCUGAUAGUCUGCAGCCUAUGCAGUCAGCAACAACGGUCUCCACAAAAUCAAAUGAAGCUGCAGCAAAACCAGUUGUAAUUUUUACUGCGCAACAGAAGGCUGAAGCAUCCAAAAGACGAGAAAAUGAGGUCAGACAACUCGAAGCGAGGAUGGGUCGCCUCCCCCUUUAUCGAAAGUCAGCUGAUGGGAUCGCUUACACACUUCCUGUUGAACCUCGAAGACGUUCGGAACUUCCCACAGCCAUACAAGCUGUAAAGUCUGUACGGCUGUUUGUUCCAUUGCUCUAUCCAUUACAGUCAUGUCGUAUUCAACUAGAAGGAGUUGACCUAGAUGACUCUAAAGCUGUGGAAAGGGGUUUUGAGCUGAGGACAAGCGAGCAGAAAGAGACAACACUAAUGGGCCAUAUCAAUCAUCUUGCACAAAAUAUGCAUGUUUUUGCAAAGACCAUUCUUGAAUCAAAGCCCAUUACUGCAACCAUAGUCUCACGACCGGCCAUGUCAGAAACAGCCUCGUUGGACAAAGGAAAAGGGGUCGAAGGUCAGCAAGACACCGACCGAAGUCACAUUCAAUAUAUUGCUCGACCUCCUGAAUGGACAACCUUACAUCAUGAAGAACAUUCAAACUCCGAGUCCGACUUCUAUGAUUCAUAUGACUCGGGAGAUGAUGACACGGACGAGGCCAGCGGCGCCGACAUCCAAGCUGAGGAUGAGAAGCUUUCAGUAAGUAAUGUGCAGUCUCGUAAUGACCAGCAACGCGGAACAGCAAUAUCAUUUCCUUUCAUUGAGCUCUAUGGUAUCGAGUUGAUGGAACUCGUGACACUUAAUGUCACUAUCAAAUGUGAGAGAUGUAGGGAUAUCAUGGAAGUAAAUGGACUUAAGAAUGGCGUUCCAAAGUCAGAAAGCUGCAAGAAAUGUGCUAGCACUCUUACUAUCAACUUCCGUCGAGAUUUCGUUCACGCACAUGCCGUUAGAGCAGGAUUCUUGGAUCUGGAAGGCUGUGCAGCCAUGGACAUGUUACCUAGGUAAUUAGCCCCCCCUUUUUUUCGGCACACUCGCUAAUAGCUCUUAGUACAUUCAUCCCCACUUGUUCAGGAUGUUCUACCACCUACCCACUACCAGGAAUAAUAUCAGUCCAAGGGGAAACAACAAGCAAUAUCUGUCGAGAGUGCCACCAAAAGUUCACCUUCAAGAUCCCGCAAACCAAAUUCCUCCGCAUUUCUCAAACUGAUCGCCUCCCACCGUCAAUUGGACCACGCAAGAAGAAAGAAGUCCUCGGUCUGGUUGCUGGUACCGAGCUACCCAAGCGAGGUCGUUGUCGACAUUACACCAAGUCAUUCCGUUGGUUCCGAUUCUCUUGUUGUCAGAAGGUGUAUGCUUGUGACAAAUGUCAUGAUGAGGGAGAGGAGCAUCCUAAUGAGUGGGCUAAUAGGAUGAUUUGUGGAUGGUGUAGUAGAGAGGGGAAUUAUCGACCGGAGGAUUGUGGGUUUUGUCAUGGGGUUUUGACUGGGAAGAGGGGUGGUGGAUUUUGGGAGGGUGGCAAGGGAACUAGAGAUAAGGUUAAGAUGAGUAGGAAGGAUAAGAGGAAGUAUCGGAGAAUUGGUGGUUCGAAGAGUUGAAGUUGAAAGAUGUCUAGAAUGGUGAUUGACGUUAUUUUGAUUCGUGUGAAGGGACUAUAUUGAAACUGUUAUUUGUAUUAAUAAAAUGUAUCACUUGAAUUUAAU
Messenger RNA from Hymenoscyphus albidus, 3232 nucleotides. The record is from the annotation of a GenBank genome assembly. Lineage: Eukaryota; Fungi; Ascomycota; Leotiomycetes; Helotiales; Helotiaceae.